Penaeus vannamei (Pacific white shrimp) is the source of this 2662-nucleotide messenger RNA. NCBI's taxonomy places the organism in Eukaryota, Metazoa, Arthropoda, Malacostraca, Decapoda, Penaeidae. The record is from RefSeq and is a predicted model, not a curated record.
CGAUGGCGCUCUACAAUGACUUGAAGCGCAAGGAUACAGUCUACUGUGGACUUACCAGGAGUGAAUCCAGACUGCUCCGGGCUCUGAUGCCUCAGUAGGUCGUCUCUGAUACUUCUCAAAAGAAUGUGGGUAAUAACCUUGCCUGGUAUACUGAACAGUGUGAUGCCUCGGUGAUUUCUGCAGUAUGUAAAGUAAAAUCACAAAAUAUAUCAUUCUCAGCAACUGGAAAAUUAGUAAUUACACACACACACACAUAUAUGAUAUGUUUGUUUAUAUAUAUAAAUGCAUAUAUAUAUAUAUAUAUAUAUAUAUAUAUAUAUAUAUAUAUAUAUAUAAACACACAUAUAUAUGUAUACAUAUAUAUACUAUUGUUGUUUGUAGAGAAAAUAUUUACUGAACACUGUCAGUACAGCACGCAAAUCUUAUAUCAAUUUCUACUUGAAAAUAGAAAUAUAUUACAAAGUUUAAUAAACCUAGAAUUCCACUAAUGGUCACUGAGGAUUUUACAUUUUGAAUCCUAGAUUUUUUUUUUUUAUUUUAUAUUCGCGGUGUCGUCUCACAUGCAAAUACUUAAUAUUAAUCUUAGCAGACAGGCAAGUUAAAAACAUCUAUUGAACAUUGAAACAGACCAGUACAAACACACAGACACACGAAUACACGCACGCACAAACACACACACACACACACGCACACACACACACACACACACACACACACACACACUCUCUCUCACACACACACACGCAACAGCGGUCAUCAUACCCGAAGGUGUUCCUGCGGCCGCCAGAGGAAGGACAGUCCCUCCUCCCAGCGGCGAUGGGUCCGGGGAUUCCCCUGCACGCCGUUCGGAUUGUCCUUCCCUUGCCUCCUUGCCCCAUGAACCUCCCUUCUCUUCCUCAUCUCCCUCCCUUCCUCCCUCUUCCACUCCCUCCUCCUCCUCCUCCUCUUUCCCUUCCUCCCUGGUUCAUAUUUGCAUUCCCCGUCCUCCCUAUUUUCCCCUGAUUUAAUUCUCUAGCUGGUAAAAGUAAAUAAUUUUCUUCAUAUUCAUGAAACAUUUAUACUCACGCGAUGUCGGCAUCAUUUACCAGAUGCCGAAAAUGUUUACUCGCUUUUGUCGAGGUUUAAACGGUUGUCAGUAAACAAAACACAGGAGGCGCAUAACUACGGGAACUGCGUCGCGAAUGUCAAUAAGGGUUCUGCAACCCUCUUAACUGUGGCAAUCAGUUCCAGUCCUGCUGCUGACCCCUGAUACACCUUGGCCCCUCUUUGACCUUGCACUUGAGUCGCCUCCACCACUUGGGAAUCCGCAGCAACCAAAGACGAAACCCAUAGGAUGCGUCCCAUCGCGAGGCAGCUUUUGCUCGUGGCGGCGCUGGCGGCGGCGCCGGGCCUCCUCCUCGCGGGGUACACCUCCCUGACCCAUGCCCCCCUCCACUACGUCACCUCCUCCAAGUUCGGCAACUUCUUCAUGGCGCCGGGAUGGACCAUCGCGCCCAAAAGCGUCAUCAAAAGGACCACUGUCAUAGACGGAUGCCAAUGUCGGUUCAGCUGCUGGAGAAAUACCGAGUGUAAAGCGUGGUCGGCCAGCAAGCUUCCGAAUGGAACCGAGUGCAGAAUGACAAUUAAAGGUCCUGGUUUCGCAAAGGUGGUGGGAGACUUCAGGGCCACUUACUUCUUCAUGGAAAGAGGUGUGAGCGGCAAGUACGUCUUCGGGGAGGACAACAUCAUGUACCUGCUAAAUAAAGCGUACGGAAGCUUCUUUGCCGGCAUCAUUCUUUGCGGGAGCAUCCCCGGCCACCGCCUCGGGAUAUUCAAGAGGCUGGAGCAGCUGGAGUUCGCAGAAAGUUACAUGUAUAGUAAGGAACCUGCCUUGUCCGACGUCUCCUACAUUGACCUGAGGAAUACCUCCGAGGGCCCUGCCUUCGGAGACGGGACGCUCCUUCGUGACACCGACAUGGGACAACUCGAGGUGGUCAAUGCCAGUGAGGCCGAGGUCUUCGUCCACUGGAACAACAUGUUCGUCGGCGUAUCUGCGAAGACAUCUAGACAUUUCAUCUGCCAGGCAAAUCCGUUGGGCGUCGAGUGGUAGAGAGAGAAAUGAAGAAAAGGAGAAAAGAGAAGAGAGGCAAACUGAGAGCGCACGCUGCCUCCCGUCGCAGCCAAUUAGAACCGUUAAGGACCCUGCCAGCACCCUGGUGGAGGCUCGCAUUUCUGGACCACCACCAAGGGUCCGAAAUGUCUUUGAAUAUGAGCAUAUGCCUCACCAGUCAUGCCUUCCUCCACCUCCUUUCACGACACAUCAUCGCAAUGCUUGCUUGUAAUGCUUGUCAAAUAUUCCUUGAAAUAUGUGAUUUAUUGACUUAUUUUGUGAUUUGUUGUCAAUUUUAAGGCGCGAUUUUCAUUUCAUUAUGGAUAUGUGUAUGUAUCCAGGGAGCUACCAAUUCACAUAGACAUUCACAAUUAAUGUAUUGAUCAUACAGACAGUGGUUCGUAAGAUGGUUCAUAUCCACUAUUCGUCAAGUAUUCUGCUUUAGACGAACCAAUAACCGAAAUGAGAUCCAUUCCACUUCGAUUCUGAAUGUGGUUGAUUACUUUUCACCUAUGUUUACAUGUUACUGUGUUUUUCAUACUACUCUAACAAUAUAUAGUGUAAUGCUCACCC